Molecule: messenger RNA, 2182 nt
Organism: Drosophila navojoa
Lineage: Eukaryota; Metazoa; Arthropoda; Insecta; Diptera; Drosophilidae
Biological process (GO): intraciliary transport
Cellular component (GO): axoneme
Source: RefSeq, a predicted model, not a curated record
AACAAUAUUUACACUGAGGAAACAACUCAACAAAUAAAUUUUAACUUUUCUGCGCAAUCAUAAAAAAUAUAAAAUAAAGUGCCUUUGUGUGCACUUAAAUGGUAUCGCCGCGCAGAUCCGCAUUCCCCACAACAGAAGAACCCCUGUGGGAUAAUAACAUGUCGUUGCCGGCAAAAAGCUGUGAAAGCCUCUAUUCGGCCAGCUCUCGCGAAUCUGCUAGCCAAAUUUAUCAACGGAAACAACCGCAGCGCGGCAUGAAGGCAUCUAAUGGCCUUCGUCAGCCAUCGAUGGUGAACAACAAAGCCACCAGCGACAUCCAUCAACGGGUGAUGUCCGCUCGCAAUUUGCGUGUGAAGACCUUCCAGAAUCAGCUGGCCGAUGCCCAGGCCGAAAUUUCGAAUUUGGCCCACGAGAAUCGUAUGCUGCGCACCAUGCACAAACGCCAAUCGAUGGCCCUCAAUAAAUAUGAGAAUACGGGUGCGGAGCUGCCUCAGCUAUUGCACUCUCAUGCCGAAGAGCUACGUGUCUGGCAGACCAAGCAUCGCAAUGUACAGGCAGCCAAUAAGGAGCUGGAACAGAAGCUCAAACAGAAGGAACAACAAAUCUUGACUCUAAGCGACCAGAAUAGACACUUCAGUCAGCUGAUUCGAGACAAAAAUCUGGAUGAACGGCAGAAGCUACAGGAUAAGGUGCGUGUCCUGGAGCAGCGCCUGCAGGAAAAGGAUAACGAUAUGAAACUUAUGGCACGCAAGGUGCAGCUGGAAUCGAAGAACUUCCGCCAGCAGCUGCUCAACGAGCAAAAGAAGUGCAAGGAGGUGAUGCUGAAGCUAGAGAAGGCCAAGUUGGAAAUCAGUGGAUAUCGCAAGCUAGAGGAAUUUACAAUUGACAAGUCUAAUCCCUUGUCCGCGAGUCGACGCACCAAAUUGAAUGCCGUCGAGGAAACAGAUAAGAUUGAAAAGUUGGAGAAGUCCCUCGAAAUGCUGGACAAGGCCAUUGAGAAAAAUAAUCAAAGUGAAUUCAAUGCGCUGACCGACGUUCUGGAUACAGACUCAAAUUUCGAUUUUGAAAAGGACGAUGAUGAGGAGAAGAAUGCCAUUCAAGCGUCAGAGGGUCCAGAUAACAAAGACAACAAACCAAUACGCGCCAAAUUGACGCUACCUCCGGCCAACAACCAGCUGAAGCCUUUGUCCAGUGCUCAAUCCAAUGCAUCACGUCCUUCGCUCGGCCAAUCCUUGAUUCCGUCUAAACUUAAUUCUGGCAAGUCGAACUCACGUCAGCGUAGCGGUGCCGGCGGCGGCGGUUUUGGUGGCAGCUUAUCCACAUUGGGCAGCAGCAAUGCACGCAGCAGCUUGCCCGGCAAGCGUCGAGAGAGCGAGGCCCCCAGCUCGAAGCAUACACCAGCAGCAGCAGCAGCAUCUGCUGCAGAUACAGCUGCCGAAAAGCUGGAGGCACUGGCAAAGACAUUGGAAUACGACUAUGAAGAGGAUUCGGACCGUGAUGAGGAUGAGGACAGUGAUGACAAAAAGUAUGGAAAAAUGGACGAAGAAGAUGAUGCUGGAAGCGAUGAGGAGGAAAAUCAAAAUAAUGGCCAAGAUGAAUAUGUAUCAUACUUGGACACCAAGUGUGAACUGGUUGAAAUGCUGGAAAUGGACGAGGAGUACGAGGAUGACGACGAUGACUUACAAUCACCGGAGCCACCAAGCAAAGCUGUGCAGCAGAAGCUUAACUUGCGUGCGCCCAACAUGAAGGAAAACAUGGCUGGCAUUCGAAAGCUCAUCUCAGAUGACUACAAGGAACGUGAGAACUUCUUGGAUAUCCACUGUCGUCCCACUUCGGGCACUAAUUCGCGCGACGAUCCAGGCAAAAAGAAGCGCCCAGGCCACGCAGCAGCUGCUCCUGCAGGUGGCCACUUGGUCGCCAGUCGCAAACAUGCUCUGCUCGCCGCUCUAAAGGUCAUCGAUGACAACAAGGAUGAGGAUUAGUUAGGCGUUUUUCAGACUAUAAGCGUUAAGUUAUAUUUUUUAAUUUAUUCCAAGUAAAGAGCUCUGAUAAGCGGCCAGCUGAAGCAUGUGCAGCAAGAGCUGCACAAGUGCUCUGGUCCCCAUGGAUGACGUUCCCAUGCCCCAGCGUUUAGUGCAGCUUUUUGCUGCACCUGCUCCAGCGCCGUUGAGCAAGUAAAAAC